This is a messenger RNA of Carassius auratus (goldfish), 2999 nucleotides long. Its product is annotated as rho guanine nucleotide exchange factor 10-like. The transcript has 11 exons. Gene Ontology annotation, biological process: actin cytoskeleton organization; mitotic spindle assembly; positive regulation of stress fiber assembly. NCBI's taxonomy places the organism in Eukaryota, Metazoa, Chordata, Actinopteri, Cypriniformes, Cyprinidae. Gene Ontology annotation, molecular function: guanyl-nucleotide exchange factor activity; protein binding. Gene Ontology annotation, cellular component: centrosome. The record is from RefSeq and is a predicted model, not a curated record. The coding region runs from base 25 to 1881 and encodes 618 amino acids.
GUCGCAUUCGCAGAUAAGUUGUAUAUGGGUCCAGGGCAGCUUUACCAGGACCUACAGAACCUGGUCCAUGACCUGGGUUUGGUGAACCAGAUCUCCACUAUGAUCAGCAGUCUGAAGGGGAAUUAUCAGAAUGUUAAUGGGACAGUUGCUCAGGAUUGGGUUUCAGGUCUCCAGCGCCUGAUUUUUAAAAAAGAGGAGGAGAUUCGGGCGGCUGAUCGCUGUAGGAUACAACUACAGUUACCAGGGAAACAAGACAAGUAUGGGAGACCCAUGUUCUUCACUGCAGUCUUCAACACUUUGAGUCCAUCUAUCAAGCAAGCUUGGAUCAGUAAAAUGCAGAUGGCUAAAUUGGCUCUACAGGAAGACAACAUCCAAGGCUGGUUUUGUGCUGAGGAUGAUGGUAAACAAAUGAGGAAGCAAAACCAUCCUCUCUUACUCAAGCAGAUGGCUGUGGUCAUGUCAAAACUGCAGGAGUUCAAGGUGGAGUGUGCAGUUCACAACCCUGAGCCUCAUGUGAACACCGACAGCACUGCAGAUCUGCCUGUUAUGGGUCACGGAUGUGUAUGGGUGGCCAGCUGCACCAAUCACAUGGGUCAGGUCUCCAUUGUGGCACUGCAGAACUCAAAUCCCAAAGUAACUGAGUGUUUUAAUGUGGAGUCGCGUAUUCUCUGCAUGACGUAUGUGCCUCUGGAUGAGCCCUUGGAAAACGUUGAGAUUAAGCCUGAGGUCCGGAAAGCCAGUGACACACCGACUGUGUGUCUGGGAAUGGAGGAAGGCAGUAUAUCUGUGUAUAAGAGCAGCCAACGGUCUAAGAAGGUUCGCUUGCAGCACUUCUUCUCCCCUGAUAAGUCCAGUGUCACAUGUCUGGUGUACAAGAGUGGGUGUCUGUAUGCAGGCUUGGUCAGCGGUUCUCUGGUCGUCUACUCCAGAGCUGAUGACGGUUCCUGGGUCGAGUCGGGCGCCCGUCUGCUGAAGUUGGGGGUGUUGCCAGUUAAAGCCCUGCUGGUGGUGGGUGAAAACGUCUGGGCCUCAUCAGGAGGGCAGAUCUUCAUCAUCAGCACACAGACACACACUGUGGAGCGUCAGUUUGAAGCCCAUCAGGAAGAGGGAAUGGUCGUGUCCCACAUGGUGGUGGCCGGUGUCGGGAUCUGGAUAUCCUUCAGCACCGGCUCCACCCUCCGUCUCUUCCACACAGAGACUCUCGACCACCUGCAAGACAUCAAUAUCGCCACAGCUGUCAACAACAUACUCCCAGGACAGCAGAGAGUCUCUGUGAGCAGUCUGUUAGUGUGUCACGGACUGCUGUUGGUGGGGACCAAUCUUGGGGUCACAGUGGCCCUGUCCAUCCCCAGACUGCAGGGCAUCCCAAAAGUCACAGGUCGAGGAAUGGUCUCUUUUCAUGCUCACCAUGGCCCAGUCAAGUUCCUCACGAUGGCAACAGCAGUGUGUAAUGUCUCCCAAGCAACCAUGGCAACUCUCACCUCCAACACACCCAGCCAAUGCCAGCCUGGGGCCCCCGAGGUGGAGGGAUCCCAACUGGACGAGAACUGCUCUGGGGUGGGGUGCAACAGUACCAGCUCUCCCUCACAUGCUCCAGUUCUCCAGGACUCCCUGUCCUCUUCAUGUGGGUCUCUGGCUCUGUCUCAGGGCUCUUUAGAGCAUGGCCCAGAGGACGGGGCGAUAUACGACCUGCUGAACGAGCCGGUGCACUUCCAGAAGGCCAAGCAGACUGAAAAAGUAAAUGUUAGCUCAUUGUUGGUGGUGUCUGGAGGACUGGGACAUUGCAGAAUAAACAGAAAAACAAAACAGUCUAAGCACGAGGAGAUGGUGGCCACUAUUAUGGUGUGGCAAAUACCACUGCCCAGCCUUGAAAAAAGAUAAAGAUGGAGGUAUUCAGAGAACGGUGAGGAUCAGGUUUUAGUUCGGAUGCAGCUGCACAAACACCAGUAUCCUUCGUGCUUUUGUUUCUUUUAGUCAUCUAAUUGAUGCUUUUACUGUAUGUCUUCAUUAUAGACCAUUACACGUCAGAGAGAGCAGUUCCUUAGACUAACAUUACAUUCAGUCAUGGGCUGAUGGGGGGAAAAAGAUUAAAGAAUGAGGGGGGGGGGGGAGAAUGUGUUCCAGGAAUGAGCUGAACUACCAAGUACUCGGUCAAGCAUCACGGAAAUGUGUUUUACCACUUUCACCUGAAUUAAAAAGUGCAUUUGUGAAAAUGUCAGUACCACUGCAGUGUGAUAAUAUUCAGGUCUAAUUGUGGUAAUAUAACAUUUUUAACUGCUACAUAAUUACAUUUCAUUCAAUGUCAGUUGUUUUCUGUAAAGAACAUUUCAUGAAAGGAAAUGUCAAAAUGUUUGCUUCAAGGAAUGGUUGUUCUUUUUAAAAGAGGUUUUAAAACGUUGGUUGAAUCCGGGCCCAUCUUUGGUUCAUGGGCUUUAGAUUGGCCUCUGUGAUCAGCUUCAACCUGGGACUGAAUGACUUGUAUGGGGUUCUCUGGCGGGCCAGAGAUUUUGUUUGGGUCCUAAAGUGAAGUUGGUGUUCUGUGUUACAAGUUCAAGAAAAAUGGCAUUCCUCCAUAACUCUAAUUUAAAAUGAACGCUUAUCAAUAUUUAAAGGUAUGGAAACAAGCUUUAUAAUGAUAAAUUGUGAUCUGUAUUUCUGACUUGUAUAUUAACAAAUAUAUGCCACUGUUUUAACCAGCAUUCUUUGUAUAUCUGUGCAUGUGUGAUAGAAAACCAAGUGUGAUUUUGUUUGUUUUGUUUUUACCUGUCCCUUUUUAUUUUCGGUCCCUUUUUAGUUUCUUUUUCCUUUUGAUGGACUAUAACUGCCAGCUCAUACAUAGGGGAAUGUCCUAAAAAGAAAAUCGCAUUUGAUUUUAGUAACAGAGGUUGAAUGGAUUUCUGUAAAAUGCACUUUACCAACAGCAACACUGAUUUAUGGUAAAAUUGACAUGGGCAUGGAUGGAAGAAAGGAAAGAAACCUAAUUAAAAAAUGAAAAUGUG